Mauremys reevesii (Reeves's turtle) is the source of this 2541-nucleotide messenger RNA. Its product is annotated as zinc finger and BTB domain-containing protein 8A-like. Lineage: Eukaryota; Metazoa; Chordata; Testudines; Geoemydidae. The coding region runs from base 146 to 1582 and encodes 478 amino acids. The record is from RefSeq and is a predicted model, not a curated record. The transcript has 4 exons. Gene Ontology annotation, molecular function: RNA polymerase II cis-regulatory region sequence-specific DNA binding; DNA-binding transcription factor activity, RNA polymerase II-specific; protein binding. Gene Ontology annotation, biological process: regulation of transcription by RNA polymerase II.
GCGGGCCCCGCAAAUUGCAUUGACGCGGCAAAGAGCCCCGGCCCAGGGGUUUGGGGAUCCCGCACCCACCUCCCGCUCUCUCCGGCUCAGCAGCUGCAGCCCGCGGAACCCAGCCGAGCAACGCUUCCUGUUACCCUUUUUUGGAAUGGAGAUAUCUUCCCAUCAAUUUCAUCUCCUGCAGCAACUAAAUGAGCAGCGCAAGCAAGACUUAUUCUGUGACUGCUGUAUCCUGGUUGAGGGAAAGGUUUUCAAAGCACAUCGAAAUGUGCUGUUUGCCAGUAGUGGUUAUUUCAAAAUGCUCCUUUCCCAGAGCUCAAAGGAGACAAGUCAGCCAACCACAGCUACCUUCCAGGCAUUUUCUCCUGACACAUUUACAGUUAUUCUGGAUUUUGUGUAUUCUGGCAAACUCUCUCUCACUGGCCAGAAUGUCAUUGAGGUCAUGUCAGCUGCUAGUUAUCUUCAGAUGACUGAUGUUAUUAGUGUUUGUAAGACCUUCAUUAAGUCAUCACUGGACAUCAGUGAGAAGGAGAAGGAUAGAUAUUUCAGCCUGUCAGACAAAGAUGUAAAUUCCAAUGGUGUGGAACGCUCAUGCUUGUAUGGUGCUGAUUGGAGAACAGAGAACAGUCCCCCGCAUUCUCACUUAAAUCCUGAUCAAGGGACUUGUGUGAUGAGUGGAAAUGCUUGGAGCAAUUUCAGCUACUAUCCAACUUCUCAAAGAAAUGCGCAGCAGCUGGCCAAACAUGACCAAAGGCAGGAUUCCAUUAAAAAAACUAGACAUUUAGGAUUGCAACAAUCUUCUGAUAUUCCCCAUUAUAAAUCAAGCAAGCUUGAAGACCGAUCCUCAGACCCCACUAGCCACGUUUCUCAAUCUGAGGAGGAAGUCCAAAUUGACACAGAAAUUGACUCUGCCCAUGCUGGAUAUCAGUAUGGUCAGGGUUCUGAUGUGAUGCCAAGGAGCUUGGGUGUGGCACAGCAAGACCAUGAAUCACCCCAUUCUUCUAGCAAGUCAAAGUCCUCAAAAGCAGAUGAGCAAUAUGGCAAUAUGCCCUCAAUUUUAGGUGUAAUGGGGAGCUGGGCUGAAGAUGAUCUGCCCAGGAUGAGAUUCAAGUGCCCAUUCUGCACUCAUGUGGUGAAGCGAAAAGCAGACCUAAAGCGCCACCUUCGUUGCCAUACAGGAGAACGACCUUAUCCAUGUGAGGCAUGUGGAAAAAGAUUUAGCAGGCUAGACCACCUAAGUAGCCAUUUUCGAACAAUUCAUCAGGCCUGUAAGCCAAUCUGCAGAAAGUGUAAGCGCCAUGUGACUGAGCUGACGGGACAAGUGGUGCAAGAGGGGACAAGACGUUACAGACUCUGUAAUGAGUGUCUGGCUGAAGCUGGUAUAGACAGCAUCCGCAUUGACUUGGAGGCUGAACCACAGCUUGAAUUUCCACAAGAAGGGGAUAAAGAUUCCAGGUGGCACUACAGUGAAGACAACAGAUCUGAUGUGGAGAUUGUGGAGGAUGGGUCUACUGACUUGGUCAUCCAACAGGUUGAUGAUAGUGAAGAUGAAGCAGAACAGGAAGUAAAGCCAAAUAUUAGGUAGUUGUGAGUGAACUGAGAAUUAGUAAAUCUCCCCUCUUACAUUGACUUCCAGUGUCUUGACCAUUAGCCCCCAACCAGCCUGUUAAUAUACAAAGAUCUACUAUAUUGGCUUCUUAUGAACUUGUCUAAACUUGCAUGCAUUUAUGGACAUGCCAUUGGGUCCAUUUUGAAUUUUGUUACUCAAAAGUAUCAAUAUUUUGCUUCAUUAGAAAGAAUCCAUCCUGAGAUGGAAUAAUGGAUGAACAAUGAAACUGAACUACUACGAUAACUGUAUAGCAGACAGUGGUUCUCUUCUCAAACCUUUUUCAUUGUGUAUGGGGGGGGUAAAAACACUUUAAAACUUCACUGUAAAUUACCCUAUUUUAAACUUUUAUAGGUGGUGGGUGCGGGAGAGCGGAGUUUAUAUCCAGUAUCACCUGGUGACAGCUAAAUAUAACAAGGUAGCCCAGUAUAGAACAUAAACAAAAUUUUCUUUAAAAUACAGAAAUGAGGGUGCCCUUCCAUGGAAUUUAAUAAUUUCUUGAUAUCAAGUUUAGAGAAGCCAGGAAAAGUUUUCAGAAAUAUUGUAUAUAAAAUGUUUUAGAUGUGAUAGCACAUAUCUGGAAAAGCACUUUUUUGUAAAACUUCUUCUAAUAAGGAAAAAAAAAACCAGUAGCAGACCAUUCAUUCAGGAAAACUUUUCCCCAGAAAAUAAACAAAUGGAUAUAACUUCUAGUCAAUGCAUCACAAAUCAAGUGAUAUCUGAGAUAAAUCAUUAAUUGAUACCGCUAAAUGUCUUAUUCACUCUGAAAAUCAGGAAUACUCAUUCUUCCCGUCAAAAUACACUGUCUUUUGUUAACUACCGAAGGAAAGCAAUUUUUUAAAGUAAUGAAUUUUUGUACUUCUCAAAAGUGCCAAACUGAGAAUUGUAUGUAGUGUAGCUGUAGCUGUGUCAGUCCCAGGAUAUUUAGAGAGACAAGG